AUGACUAUCAUGGUAUCUCUUUCAGCAUCUUUGAUUGGAAUACUUGAUGAGGGUUCUUUGAAACUGUACACUCUAAUAUGGAGAAGAACAAUGGCUUGCCAAAUGGAAGCUUCAAGGACUGAGCUGAUACAAGUUGGUAUUGCUAAUCCUGAAGGAGACAUGAUUUUUCAUUCAUCUGCGUCAAGGCUUGACUUCAAGGGGUACCAAGCUGUCUAUGAGGACACUGAAGCAACUGGGUCCAGUGAAAACCCCGAAGGAGAAACUGCACAUCAGGAUAAUUUCGAGGCCUUGUCCAAAUUAGAGAUGAAGGAUUUGGUGUCUCCCAUUAACGUGAAUCUUGAACAGCACUUUACUAAACCUCCGUCCCGUUAUUCUGAGGGUGCAUUGAUUAAAAAGAUGGAGGAACUUGGAAUCGGAAGGCCAUCUACGUACGCCUCUAUAAUGAGGGUGUUGCAGGACCGGAAAUACGUGACAGUAAAAAGUCGUGUUCUGCACCCUGAAUUCCGCGGUCGAAUGGUCUCAGCAUUUCUUUCACAUCUUUUCUCUGAGAUUGCCGAUUACAGCUUUACUGCUAACAUGGAGACGGAGCUAGACAAUGUCUCUGCUGGGUCAACUGAAUGGAAGGGUCUCCUGAAAGAUUACUGGGAACGAUUCAGCAAAUAUUGCGGAGAUGCUAGGCAGUGGGAUGUCAGAAAGGUAGAGAGAAUGCUUGAAGAGAAAUUCUGUCCUAUCCUCUUUCCUGACCUUGACACCGACAGUAGGAUUUGCCCUAGUUGUUCUGAAGGAACCCUCAGAUUUAAAGUUAGUAGGUAUGGAGAAGGCUAUUUUAUAGGCUGUGAUCGACAUCCGAAGUGCAAGUACAUCGCUCGCACAUUAUCAGAUGAAGAUGAUGAAAAUGAAACCUCCGAGCAAAUUCCAAGGUCUUUUGAACCUAGGUUACUUGGUGUCAUGCCUGAUACAAGUGAAAAGGUCUUCUUGAAACAAGGUCCUUAUGGUUACUACAUCCAGGUUGGAGAGGAUCGGAAAGGGGCAUCUCAGAAAAGAGCUCCUCUUUCUGAGGUCAAAGAUGUUGACUCUAUCACUAUCAAAGAUGCAAUUGAGCUAUUGCAGUAUCCAAAAAUUCUGGGAAAACAUCCUGAUGACGAGCAUCGAGUACUUAUGACACAUUCUAAAGCUGGAUUUAGUAUCCGGCACAGGGGAACCCUUGCUCCAGUGCCAAAGACUCAAGACCCAAAGAAGAUUACGCUCGAGCAUGCACUGAAGUUUCUGACGGGUAAAAAUGCCAAACAUAAUGGUCGACCAAAGGGAAAAACUAGCAAAAAUGCAGAACCCAUCGAAUGGCAUUAA
Messenger RNA from Triticum turgidum subsp. durum (durum wheat), 1347 nucleotides. The record is from the annotation of a GenBank genome assembly. NCBI's taxonomy places the organism in Eukaryota, Viridiplantae, Streptophyta, Magnoliopsida, Poales, Poaceae.